UUGCCUAACACAUACAGAUAACUCCCAGGUCGCUCUCCAAGGGACACGACAGUUUGACCAAAACGCCGCUUAAAAGCUUUUUCUUGGACGUCAUGAAUGCUAACACUGGCUCGUUCAGAAUAUGGACGAACUGUUUCGACGGUUCAUCAACGCCGCUCAGCCUUGCUGAAAGUCGAAAGUUCUCCAUUCAGCCUGGAAUGGACUGUUCCUCUGCAGUUACGCAGCAUCUGCUUUCGCGUAGAGCGAUAGCUACUGCUGCUACUGACGAGACCUUUCUGGUGGUUCUCGAAAUAGAAGACUACGCACCCGGAAUAUCCGAGGCCCUGAAAAACGCAUUAUCAGGCUUCCCAUCGGACCUUCUUGAGAGUGUAGAGUAUAAUCGCUCGACUGGGCAAAAUGUUGCGGUCCUUCCGAGGAUUCAGAGGCUCUCCUCCGGUGAAUAAGGGUUUUCAAAUUCCCUUUGAGCAUCCAUCAUGGCUUUAUUUUAUGGCACUGAACUCUCUGAUACAUCACAGUCGUCUCGGCAGUCGGCUUCUUGAUCAAUUAUCCUAU
Mytilinidion resinicola is the source of this 552-nucleotide messenger RNA. RefSeq lists its product as uncharacterized. The transcript has 2 exons. Bases 93 to 443 code for a protein of 116 amino acids. Lineage: Eukaryota; Fungi; Ascomycota; Dothideomycetes; Mytilinidiales; Mytilinidiaceae. The record is from RefSeq and is a predicted model, not a curated record.